AGAGUGCUGCGUUCAAGAUCAGCUGGCUGCUGGAGCUCCGGGUCGCCUCCUCCUCUGCGGCUUCACUCGGUUGUCACUCUCCUUUUUCUCAGGGUGUUUUUGUGUCAGAGAGCAGGUAACCGGUGUGUCGGCUGUGAUGGACCGCUGGAGGGGCAGAGUGGCUCUGGUGACCGGAGCUUCGGUCGGGAUCGGUGCGGCCAUAGCGAAGGAGUUGGUCCGGUACGGUAUGAAGGUGGUGGGCUGCGCCAGGGACGUCGAAAAAAUACAGAAACUGGCAGCUGAGUGUCAAAGUGCAGGCCACAGUGGUGUUUUGCUGCCUUUCAAGUGUGACUUGAACAAUGAGGAGGAGAUUCUGUCCAUGUUCGCUGCCAUUAAAGCACAGCACCAAGGGGUGGAUGUGUGCAUCAACAACGCGGGCUUGGCUCAUCCAGAGUCUCUGUUAAAUGGCAACACCAGCGCCUGGAAGAACAUGCUGGAUGUGAACGUUCUUGCAUUGUGUAUUUGUACCCGUGAAGCGUAUCAGUCAAUGAAAGAAAGAAAUGUUGACGAUGGGCACAUCAUCAACUUAAACAGCAUGAGCGGACAUCGUGUCGUCCACAGUACCGAUGUACAUUUCUACAGCUCCACCAAGUUCGCUGUGACGGCGCUGACGGAGGGCCUGAGACAGGAGCUGCGUGAGGCCAACACCCACAUCAGAGCCACAUGUAUUUCUCCUGGUGUAGUGGAGACAGAAUUUGCUCCGCGACUCUAUAGCAACAACGCUGAUAAAGCUGCAACUGCAUACACUAAAUUUAAGGCUUUGGAAGCAAUCGAUGUUGCUAACUCUGUAACAUACGUCCUAAGUGCCCCUCCACACGUGCAGAUUGGAGACAUCCAGAUGCGGCCUGUGGAGCAGGUGUUGUAGCUAUUGCACAACACUGACACAUACCUCACCUUCACUGCAAUGACUUUAUCUGAUCAAGGAACAACUGUGGUUCUGAAAUUUCUACUCUAAUUUUGCACUUACAAAAUAAAAUUUCUGAUUCGAAUUUAA
Centropristis striata (black sea bass) is the source of this 1033-nucleotide messenger RNA. Its product is annotated as dehydrogenase/reductase SDR family member 11-like. Bases 137 to 904 code for a protein of 255 amino acids. The transcript has 7 exons. The record is from RefSeq and is a predicted model, not a curated record. NCBI's taxonomy places the organism in Eukaryota, Metazoa, Chordata, Actinopteri, Perciformes, Serranidae. Gene Ontology annotation, molecular function: oxidoreductase activity.